AUGUCUGCCCAGUUCCAAACGCCACGAAACCCGCACUUCUAUGUGAAGACGGCUCGGAUUGCUGCCAACAAUCAAAUAAUGCACUGUGCGGAUGUACAAAUGGCAAACCGAGCGGCUCCGCUCAAUUUUCAUCAGCCGGACUUUGCGCCAAAUGGAGGACAACCACCGGACUACAUGAGCACCAACCCGGCGUAUCCAGUAAGUGUUCACCAGAAGGCGUCUCAGGUCGUGCCUGUGAAACGAUAUGCUCAACCGCUGAAAAGUGUGCAGUCGAACGGAAAGCUCGUGCCGGUUCGAUUGGAUCAGGCUCACGCGAAUCCCCAGGCUCAGGUUCGAGUGGCUCGGAUGGCUCGGGUGGCUCCUGUCCACCGUCAGCAGCCGGCGCCCAUUGCUCGCCGCCAAGUGGUUUCGAAGGCGGUGAAGCCGGGAAUGCAGCGGCCGCCGAUGCAACAACAACAGGCCGCGCCGAAACACCGAAACGUCCGAUUCUUCUCCAUCAGGAACUGCGAGAGCGACGUCGAUUUCAUCAAUCAGUUUUUCGUCACGCCGCCCUUCCCGAACGCCAAAUAACUGUGUCAAACACGCUAAUGGUAUGUGUGCUAUUCAAAUUUUAGAUCUCGAUUUUCAUUUGCUCAUUUCCAGACUUCUUCAAAUAACCUCCUGGACCACUUCGACCUCUCCGUCAUCGCUAUCCAAUCACACUUCUAA
Caenorhabditis sp. 36 PRJEB53466 is the source of this 708-nucleotide messenger RNA. The record is from the annotation of a GenBank genome assembly. Lineage: Eukaryota; Metazoa; Nematoda; Chromadorea; Rhabditida; Rhabditidae.